Messenger RNA from Stylophora pistillata, 1175 nucleotides. RefSeq lists its product as uncharacterized. Lineage: Eukaryota; Metazoa; Cnidaria; Anthozoa; Scleractinia; Pocilloporidae. The record is from RefSeq and is a predicted model, not a curated record. Gene Ontology annotation, molecular function: GTP binding; GTPase activity.
UACAUCACAACGUGCAGCUACAUCCGCCAUCUUUUUUUUUAGUGAGUUGCAAAAGACUGGGCGCCAGGAAAUGUUAACAUGUCGGACCAUGACUACGUUUUCAAGGUUCUUGUUUUGGGAGAUAGUUCCGUUGGAAAAUCCAGCCUGAUUAGAAGAUUUCACUCGAAUGUUUUUGAUAAAAGACUUCCUACGACUAUAGGAGUCGACUUUUUCAUCCACGACUUGGAAGUAGACGGGAAGAAAGUCAAGCUUCAACUGUGGGACACGGCAGGUGAAGAGAGAUUCAGACAUAAUGGACUGACCAACUCCUAUUACAGGGGCGCUCACGGCGCACUCGUGGUGUUCUCUCUGUCAUCACGCAAAUCAUUUGAAAAUAUUCAAACACAGUGGUUGGAGGAAUUUUACAACAAAAGUGGAUCAGAUACGAUUGCUGUUUUAGUAGGUAACAAAUGUGACUUGGAAGAUAAGAGAGAAGUAGAUGAAGAUGACAUAAGGGAAUUUGCAGAGUUGAAUUCUAUGUGUUGGUUAGAAACAAGUGCUAAAGACUGUACCAAUGUGAAAGAAGCUUUUGAAACAAUGGCUUAUAAACUUUGUGAGAGCCAUGAGCAGUAUCUGUCACUUGCAUCAGAGAACAGCAGUGGUCCAUGUAGUUUCACUCUUCAUGGAGCCUAUGGUGUGCCUGAACAAACAACAGAGGGCUACUGUUCUGGCUGUACUUUGAAUUUGACAGGUUAACAACAGUUAAAUGAUUGGAUUGAACAUAUGUCAUAUGAACACUAUGACUCUAUGUGCAUUGUUAUGGAUGAAACACAGACUGUAAUUAACAGCUCCUUGUAUGGUGGGCUGUUUGAGGUGAGGUGCAAAAGGGUAAUGUUUGGGAGGACCUAAUCUUUCACUGAAUUUGAAGGGGUUGUUUAAGAGUUCUAAUGAGCUGUUACUUAUUAUUAUUUUGUAACUAUUACUGUAUAUAGUGUACUCUACAUUUUAGGAUCUAGGUCACAUUCUAAUGAGAUGAACAUGUUCUUUUGAUGAAAAAAAAUAGUUUGUGGUAGAAAAGGUUGAGUUCAGUUCUCCCCUUCCAUAACCUUUUAACUCUGUAGAUCUGAUUGUUAAUUCUCCCUUCUACUGCUACAUAUUUCCUUGUAAGUUAGUUACCAGAAUUUGGUGUUAGAUCA